UUUGGAAGCCACCAGCAGCAGAGUGUUGAUGCCUUUGGAAGCCACCAGCAGCAGAGUCUCCACAACAAAUAUCGUUGUUCUUUCCACCAUGUUAAUGUGUCCAUCGGUAUGAUAAGGUAAAGGAAACUACAAAGCGGCAUAAUGAAAGUAGAAAAUUUCCGUGAUUGUUGUCGGUUCACCCAACCGCUCAAGUCCUCCGCAUUUUCUGUCUUUACUCAGUUAACUAUUUCCUGCGAACCAAAAAACCUGCUCCUCUUUUCCUUGUUUCGAUUGUGCCUCAAGAGCAAAAGUACAGCACGAAGUUGAUAAAAUUCAAGUCAUCAUGUCGUCCGCCUCCUCCAGCUCCAGCUCCGCUGGUCCGCAGAAUACUGCCGAAAGACAAAAUGCUGCCAUUCUUUGCGAGGACGCGGCAACUGAUGCUGGUCCCUCUCCUCUCCAGCAAGAGAACGUGGGAGCCCUGAUCAUUACCGACGUCAGUGGGAAGGAACGCAGAAUAACUGUUCCUCUCGAGGCAGAUGACGCUCCACCGCCAGUGGCGAUCCUGCAUCGUGAUUACCUCGGGCCGUUUUUCGAAAACAAACUUAUGCCACCGCGGCACCGCAUUCGAUGGUUGAAACAAGAGACGGCGGUGCAAAGUGACAAACGCGAGGAGGAGACGAGUGCGCCAGAGCAGACGGUCGGCGACGGGGAGACGCGUACGGAUGCAGGUGUGGGGGCCCCAUGUGUGUCGCUGACGUCCCACGGCGGGCAAGAAAAGGAAGGAUAUGCAGCUGCAGCAAAUGAUGGCCGAGAUAGCAACGAAAAAGCUCCCGCGCAGGCAAGCCAGAGUGAUCUGGUGGAUGAUGUCGAUGGUUUGGCUUCUGAGGUUUCAUCUGUGGCAUCAGGCAGGCAAGUUCCGGUCGACAGUGAUCAGGAACCCCUGGAAGUACUCGUCGUGGCGGCCGCGUGUCCGGGCAAGAAAGCCGACGCCGGCCCAUCUUCACGAGAGGGCGAAAUACUACCGCAUCCUCCACCGGAAGCAGACCUCCCUGUUUACCAAUUCAUCGUAACUGGUCCACCUGAGAAGCACGAACUCGUGCAAACGUCUGAUGAAGCUGCUGAAACGUGGUUGUACGAUCGCAAAUACAAAAUCGAGGAGUAUCCGGAAAUGGAGGACGAUGACAGGGAGCAGCUACAGGAGUGCAUUGCAACGGUCAUUCCUCUGAAACGGACGUUUUCGCCGUUAGAUGAGGGACAAUGCGACUGGUUUUUCCUCAAGUGGCGACUCCUCAGCGCUGUGCUCCGUCUGCCGGAAGCAGAGUGGGAGAAGCACGGAUGGAACGACCCACCGCCCAAGAUUUUGCAGGUGUCGAAGAAGGGUACCAAGGUUCGCACAUCGCCGACACCGCCUACAAGUUAUCGACAGGCGUACGCAGUAAGAGUGGUGCGAGGCUUGGUUGGCAAGUGUCCUCCCUCUGCGGAGGAGGAUUUCGAGCCGCACCAAAACGAGGUUGCGGAAAAGGUGGUGGGCCUGGCGCUGUCUCUAAUCGAAAAGUGGGAGCACGUAAAUUUUCAGCACCUCCUCGAACUUCUGCCGGACUUGGCCGAUAGUUGGAGUGAACAUCAAGCGCAAUGGAACCACGACCCACGGCCGCACCCCUACACAAAAGGGUGCGUCCAGCAGAUCUCCAAAGCACUGGACGCGUGGGCUGGAAACAACGCUGCAAGCGUGAAGAAAUGCAAACGCGUCGGGGACAAGCUCUAUAAGGCGAUUGAGCACCACGUGAAGAAGUCCUUUCGCAACUUUCUGGCCGGCCGCUGCAUUUACGUGGUACCAUGGCGCACACAUACGCGCUUGCUUUUAUAUGCUUCGAUGUGGUUGAUGUCAUUCGGGGUUUAGCUUUUCAAUUUGAUAGGAUAAAGAGAUCAAAUUCCAGUAGAAAUCCUUCACGAACAACCAGGAUCAUGCUGCAGAGAACCGAGGCAACGGAGACGAUUUUGCAAAAUAUUGCGAGCAAGUCGCUGACCACAUCUCUAUCAAAAAGGCAACUCUUGGCCUUGACUAGGUCCACCUCACAUCUUCUAUGCGUUGCGCCUUGUUUAGCUGGCAUGAGCUUGCCCUUGUGCAUUCGGAUCUCUUGUCUUCAAGGAGCAGCCUGGUCGCCACAGGACGUGGUCUGCCUAUUGUGAAAGUGUCGUAGCAGCAGGUGCAGCCGCAGGUGGACGAUAUACGUCAAAGAAGUCGCCAGCAAUAUAUAAUUCCACACACAAAAACAAAUUAUAAACGGAUGCGAGGUUGUCCCGAAUUUCGUUUUCAUAGAAUCGCAGUGGGUGAAUGUUUUUGCCAAGUGUAUGACCGACACGCACCCCGAGCUGAACUUGUCGGAUGAUCGUGUUGAAACGUUACGAGGGACCGUGAGCGACUUUCGCAAAGCAAGCGAGAAGCUGAAAGAGUAUACGAACCAUUUGGUUUGGGGCGUCGAUGAAGAGGACGAGGCGGUCAGCGACUCGGACGACAGUGACGAUGACGGCCAGGUCGCAGCCGCAGGCGAUGAGGCUGACGACACCAGUGACUACUUUAGCCCGUUGCCGCUGAGUAGUUUGUUUUGAGUCUGAAACUGUUAUGGGAUAGCAACGCUUCGUCGAACUGGGAAAUGGCUUCACCGAGCUAGGACGAGGGCUCAGAAAUGUGUGUAGCUGCAGGACAUAAUAUUUCAUUUGUGCUAAGUAGCAGUGGCACGGACUAUCGACUGAAGCGAAUAAUUAAUUAAGAUUUCACUUUGAGCAGAUAAUGAUAAAUCAGACGCACCACUGUCAAAAGCGACAACACAUAAUUUGAAAAUGUUUGUGUGGGUAUUAUGUGGCGUUGACCCCAGUGGAGGUUCAGUCAAUUUUAAAGAACACUUCGCUAGUGCAAAUUUUGGACACUCUCAUACACCUCGGUAUAUUUUCGUGUUUGGACACGCACAGUUCUUCUAGUUUCGUCGAGGAAACGAGAUUCCGAGAGGAGGUUGGCUGACACCGAAACUAGUUCCAGCAUUGCAAGUGGAUUGCUUCACCUUGAGCCCCGCAAUUUAUAGAGGUCUAACCGGAGUAAAUUUUCGCGUGGUCGGUCACCGUCAUAAAGGAAUUGCAAGAGCAUGUUGGCGUGACUACUGCUAUAUUAGUCGUCGAGUGAGAUGCUUUACACACGUACUAUGGCUUAGAGACGAUAUUGAGGAGAAUGAUGUUGAGACCGCGACACCUCUGAUACUUAUAGGAUAAGAGUGAGACUGAUACACAAGAAGCGGGCGGCGGACGAACGUUUGUACUUCCCACAUGCGCUCUUUGCGGGGUCAAGCUCUACGACUGUGAUUCUGAUGCACCAGGUCGGGUACGCAAGUUGUUGAAUUACCCCACGCACUUCGACGGCGGGUUGACGUGCAUGAAACUCGGCUGCGUCAAUGCCUACAAAAGCUGGACAGUGCCCGACUUUCGCGGGCCAUGCCGUUACAGACGCCAUGCGCCCAAGCAGGACCGCGAUCGUGUAGCCUCUCGGGUCGCGGUCGCCGCACCAGAAUCGGCGCAGGUGAUGGCGACGGCCC
Messenger RNA from Amoebophrya sp. A120, 3563 nucleotides. Lineage: Eukaryota; Dinophyceae; Syndiniales; Amoebophryaceae. The record is from the annotation of a GenBank genome assembly.